Messenger RNA from Abrus precatorius (Indian licorice), 1348 nucleotides. RefSeq lists its product as uncharacterized. Lineage: Eukaryota; Viridiplantae; Streptophyta; Magnoliopsida; Fabales; Fabaceae. The transcript is spliced from 3 exons. Bases 70 to 888 code for a protein of 272 amino acids. Gene Ontology annotation, molecular function: S-adenosylmethionine-dependent methyltransferase activity. The record is from RefSeq and is a predicted model, not a curated record.
AGGACCUCAUGUUCAUGUGUAUAAUUUUUCACCCAAAGUCAAACUCAACAGCAAAUUCUGACUCCAACUAUGCAAACCAAUCUACACCCGAUUCCUGCACCUAUUCUCAAAACUCCAAUAAAAAUUGCUAGCACUUCAAAUGAAAGCUACAAAACCAAUCAACAAUCCUCAUCAGGCAAAGUCAAACGCCUUGUUCUCACCCAAGAAGGUAGAACCAAACUCAACAUUUACCCAGAUAAGGAAUUCUAUGCAUAUCCACGGUUAGUGACCCAUGUAGAUGAUGGCUUCAUUUCUACGCUGACCAAUCUUUAUAGAGAAAGGUUGAGACCUGACACACAGAUUCUUGAUAUAAUGAGCUCUUGGGUUAGCCAUCUACCAAGUGAUGUCAUGUACAAACGAGUUGUUGGGCAUGGAUUGAAUGCACAAGAGCUUGCAAAGAAUCCACGGUUGAAUUACUUUGUUGUGAAGGAUCUCAACCAGGAUCAACAGUUUGAAUUCGAGAGCUGCAGUUUUGAUGCAGUGUUAUGCACAGUUAGUGUGCAGUAUCUCCAACAACCAGAAAAGGUAUUUGCAGAGGUAUUCCGGCUGCUAAAACCAGGAGGGGUGUUCAUUGUGAGUUUUAGCAACAGAAUGUUUUAUGAGAAAGCCAUAAGUGCAUGGAGGGAAGGGAGUGCUUAUAGUAGGGUACAACUUGUGGUUCAGUACUUCCAAUCCGUUGAGGGUUUCACAGAGCCAGAGGUAGUUCGAAAGCUACCAAAUAGUAAUGAAGCUCAAGAGAACAUGUCACCAAUGGGUUUUAUCAUGAGGCUCCUUGGAUUGCUAUCAGGGUCUGAUCCAUUUUAUGCAGUUAUUGCUUACAGGAAUUUUAAACCCAUACAUGAUGACUGAAUUGGAGCUUGUUGUGAAAGAGAAAUUGGCCUAAUAUACGCAGGAUUGAAGAGUGUGAUGUUAGCACCAAGAAUGAAGGCCUUGAUGCUCGCGCUAACCUUGAAAAACACAAGAAACAGUAAAAAUCAGAAGGGUUACUGAAGAGACAAUGCCGAGACUCAAAAAUGCAUUUCAGUUCAACUAAGAGGGUUUGAGCAAAUUAUCAGUAAUUACCUCAAAGAUCGAAUCACAAUCAUCCUAUAAAUAUACAAAAUUAGUCAUUUAAAGAACAGUGCUUUAGCCUCUCAAGUGAUAGAUUUGUCUUUGAUGAUAAUUAUAAUUAGAUUGGCAAAAAUAGGAAGAGAAAAAUAAUACAAUAUCAAAAUUUUAUUAUUUAUCAUACAAAAUAUACCAAUAUUAUACUUAUAAUAGUAAUGUAAUGAUUGUUAAUUUAUAUUAAAUAAUUGUCUUAUUAUGUUCC